This is a messenger RNA of Blastocystis hominis, 666 nucleotides long. RefSeq lists its product as hypothetical. Lineage: Eukaryota; Bigyra; Opalinata; Blastocystidae. Gene Ontology annotation, cellular component: microtubule; kinesin complex. Gene Ontology annotation, biological process: microtubule-based movement. Bases 1 to 666 code for a protein of 221 amino acids. Gene Ontology annotation, molecular function: microtubule binding; ATP hydrolysis activity; microtubule motor activity. The transcript has 3 exons. The record is from RefSeq and is a predicted model, not a curated record.
AUGCAAAACGAUGCUAUCUGGAGCGUUCUUCGUGUUGUAGAUCUUGCAGGCGCGCAGCACACACGAGGAACUUCCGGAGAGUUCUUAGAUGAGUCUAGAAAGAUCAAUUUAGGUCUUUCGUCGAUGUAUCGGGUUUUGAGAGGUCGUGUGUCGUGGGAUAAAGCGAUGACCCGCUCCGGAUUUCGCGAUUCAAAACUGACGAAGCUGAUGCAGCCAAUCUUUGAUAGGUCCUCGAAUACUCACAUGUUGUUUUGUAUGUCUCCUGCGAAGUGUUGUGUGGUCGAGACGUCAUUACCUACUUAUUACUUUUCAGAUUCGCUGUCUGUAAAUUCGUAUAUUCCUCGAUAUUCGAUUUGCAGUGAACGAAGUGAAAUGUCGUGGAGUGAAUCGAUCGAAGAAAGGGAUGUGCUGAAGAUGGUAUUAGAAUGGGUGGAAACGAGGAAGGCGAACGAUGUGAAUCUUGCAACGUUGGUAGAGAAACUAAAGGAGAAAGUCGAUGUACUGGAUCGAGAACGAACAGAAUUGAGUGAAGAGAACGCGAAGCUUAGAGAACAGAUGCGAUCACUUCAAUCAACGGUGAAUAAUUUACGAAAUGAAUUGUCGGAAUGUCAUCAAGUCGGGAGAGAAUCGAGAGAGGUUAUUGAAGAGUUGGAAACAAUGGUUUAA